This is a messenger RNA of Brenthis ino (lesser marbled fritillary), 564 nucleotides long. NCBI's taxonomy places the organism in Eukaryota, Metazoa, Arthropoda, Insecta, Lepidoptera, Nymphalidae. The record is from the annotation of a GenBank genome assembly.
AUGACGGCAAAGUUCGGCUAUGUUACCACAGCUUGCCGUCUCUGCGAAGAUAUUGUGCCUCCUGAUGGUGGUGAUCUGCGGCGCGGUUCCAUCGAUGGUUCGGUCGGUUCGCCUUUACAGCCAAUGCUCGCACAUGUUCGUCAACGUGUUCCCCAACGGCACUGUUAUGGCUCGCUCCGAUGGAAACGACCAACCGAAUCUCACCAUCAGCACACGCGGUUUAAGCUUAGACCUGCUCAUCCAUUCGCCUGUGCAGGACAUGUACCUGUGCUUCAAUCGUUCACGACUUGUCGGCAGACGACUGACGCGGUUUCAAGCCGAGAGACAACCGAACUGUCUAUUCACAGAGGAAUUUGUGGACGGCUACAACAGAUACCAUUUGGUGAAGAACGAAGACCGAUAUAUAGGUUUCAACAGAAGAGGCGCGCAAGUGAGACGCGGGAAGAGCCACCUUCCCGAGCGGCAGCACAAGUGCUUCUCCUUCAUGAUAAGAGCCCACGAUUUCGAUAUCAACAAGCACAACGCUUUGAUAUCCGGAGAUCUAAACAAAUAUCGUACGCAGCG